Molecule: messenger RNA, 1888 nt
Organism: Eurytemora carolleeae
Lineage: Eukaryota; Metazoa; Arthropoda; Copepoda; Calanoida; Temoridae
Product: ATP-binding cassette sub-family C member Sur
Exons: 22
Coding region: 24-1880 (618 amino acids)
Biological process (GO): transmembrane transport
Cellular component (GO): membrane
Molecular function (GO): ATP hydrolysis activity; ATP binding; ABC-type transporter activity
Source: RefSeq, a predicted model, not a curated record
UGGCCAGGAAUAACAGAAAGAUUAUGGAGGCUGAAGAUAAAAGAUUAAAAUUAUCUGCUGAAGUUCUUCAAAAUAUGAAGACAAUAAAGCUUUGCUGUCUAGAGACUCUUUUUGAAAAAAAAAUUGCUAAAGAACGUGAAAAGGAGUUGGUGUAUCUAAAGAAAGAUUCCUUCUAUUGGUCAAUUAUGGCGUUCCUCGCCAGCACUGCUACUCUACUCGUCACAUCUAUAACAAUAUUUAUAUACACAAAUACAGAGACUAAAGUAUUGAGUGCAGCAGAUCUGUUUACAGCUGUAUCUCUAUUCAAUCAGCUUGCUGUCUGCUUAUCUGUAUUUCCUGUUACAAUUCCUAUUUUUAUUAAAGGACUUGUUAGUAGGAAUCGUUUGGUUGAGUUCUUGAAGUACCCUGAGUGCACAGAAACCUCUCUACCUAUUGAUAUCAACCAGCAGCUAGAAGUUGACCGUACAUUAGAGGAGCAGGAGAACCAGGAAAACCAGGAGAACCAGGAGAACCAGGAGAACCAGGGAAUCCAAGAGAACCAAGAAAUCCUGGAGAACCAGGAAAUCCUGGAGAACAAGGAGGACCAGGAGAAUCUGGAGAACCGAGAGAACCAGAUGAACCAGGAAAGAAAGACAGAUCAAAAAGUUCCUGGACAUCUAAACAGCAAAAUAACCAGACCCUUCUUAGUGGAGUGGACUAAUGCAAGCUAUUCUUGGACCAGUCAGGGGCCUAGUGUACUUCAUAAUCUAGAUGUUGGAAUUGAGAGAGGAAAGCUGACAAUGAUUGUUGGUCCAUCAGGUUCGGGAAAGAGUUCUUUGUUGGGUUGUAUUCUGAGAGAAACAGUACUGCAAGCAGGACGUGGAGAACAUGAUAGUGAAGAAACAUUUUCAAAAUUUGCCUAUCUUCCACAGUAUCCUUGGUUAAUGAACACCACUAUAUUGGAGAAUUUAUUAUUUGGUCGACCUAAGAAGGAGAAAAGAUUGAGAAAAUGUAUUGAGGCCUGCGAUUUUCAAGCAGACGUUGAUAUGCUUCCAGAUGGAAUAUUUACUGAGGUUGGAGAGCGAGGUGUUCUACUAUCUGGAGGACAGAGGCAGAGAUUAUGUAUAGCAAGAUGUUUAUAUUCUACUGCACCCUGUAUACUACUCGAUUCACCUUUCAGUGCGUUGGACACCAAGAUGGGUAAGUAUUUAUUUCGAGAAGGGAUUCAGAAUAUACUUCUGAAGAAAAAACGAACUGUUAUCAUGACAACAGAUGAUUUAACCCUUCUCCCACAUGCAGACAAGAUUAUCAUUCUCAGAGAGGGACGGGUUGUCUCUCAUGGUUCCUAUCAAACUGUUAUCCAGGAGAAUCCUCAUCUCAGAGUUAGAAGGAAAACAAGAACUGAAGGAGAUGAAAGUAAAACAGCUGUAGAAAGAUGGAAGCUGUUGGCAAAUAUUACAAAGUGUGGAAUAGUAAUGAAGAGAGUUCAGCUGAAGAAACAUAAAGCAAUCAAACAUAAACAAAGUGUCCAGGAUAUGUUUCCCUCAGCUAUUCAGAAAAAUAAUUUGUUUAUCAUUGCGAAGAAGGAAACAUCAGCUCAGUUAAAUAUUCAUCAUGAUAUGCUCCUUGUAUCAGAUGAGGUCCAGGGAGAAAGUCUAGUUCCUGGCGAAGGUAUCCUGAGUAACCAUCAUAUGAAAGUUCUUUUUAAAAGGUUUUCCAAAGGACGGGAGAAGACUGAGUCAACUGGUGAUCUGGAAUCUCAAAGUCUGGUAGAUGGAGAUAAUAUCCGAGGAGAGAAGAACAUUGAAUUUGAAUCCAAGCAAAGAAGGCUAUUAAAACUGUAUUCUCUGAACCACCUGGAGCUAAACAAGUUUCAAGGUAAUCAGAAUUGGAUAAACUAAUUUUAUUU